Jatropha curcas is the source of this 5266-nucleotide messenger RNA. It is a transcript of the gene HK2, whose product is annotated as histidine kinase 2. Lineage: Eukaryota; Viridiplantae; Streptophyta; Magnoliopsida; Malpighiales; Euphorbiaceae. Gene Ontology annotation, biological process: phosphorelay signal transduction system; phosphorylation. The record is from RefSeq and is a predicted model, not a curated record. Gene Ontology annotation, molecular function: phosphorelay sensor kinase activity. Gene Ontology annotation, cellular component: nucleus.
CCCCCACUUAGAUGAUGAGAUAAUGAUAUGCCCCAGCCUCAAUUCAAAUGCUGGACAGCAAACUGGACCGAACCCACAGAAAGAGAUAGAGAGAGGAGAGAGUGUGUUUCUGUGUUGAGGAAAGAAAAAGGGAGAGAGAGGACAACUCACUCUUUGUACUCUCUGAUUAUUGAUUCCAGUUGGGUCUAAACAGAAGCCAACUGGGUCAGAUUUAGUUUUACCUGGUGAUGGGUGUUCUUAGGAAAAGUUCUAAUCUUUGAUGCUUGUUGUGUCUGCUCAAAGCUGUAAGAGCUGGAAAGAAACUAGAUAUAGAAAAGAGCCAAGUGCUUUUCUUUACCUCAUUAACGAUUCUCUUCUCAAAUAACAAUUGGGUUCUGUUCAACUUGCUGUUUGGUAUGAUUAGUGUUAUUUUGUGCUCUUCUAUGGAGGUUUUGAUAAAAUUUGAAUGCUCAGUAUAGAAAGAGCAGGGGUACUUUGGUAUUGAACCAUAAAGUGUAAUAUUAAGGAGAGAUCAGAGUGGGUGGAACUCUUGUUUUCAUGGUUUGCUGAAAAAUUAGAGUUGUUUUUAUCCAAUUUUAGAUUAUUCUUUGUGGUUUCUAAAAGGGUUUUGUUUGCAAAGCAAUGAUUUUUUAUGAGUUAUAUGAGGUGGGGUUUUAGCAAUUUGAGCUUCUGAUAUUGAAUUUUCAUCAUUAGUGGAGUUUUCUUGGAGGGGUGAUUUUGAUGAGUUGUGCUGCUGGAACUGGGAUUUUUGUCAACCUUUCAAGGCUCUUUGUGAAGUUUCACAGGUGGGCUUUGGUUAAAAUGUCUAUGAAUUGUAAACGUUCUAGCAUAAAUGGCACAUUACCAGCAAAUUUCAAAUUGAAGAAACAAAAGGAUUCUUUGCAUGGGCCUAACUUUGUCAGGAAAUGGAGGAGAAAGCUUCUGCUUCUUUGGCUUUUAUCGAUUCUCACCAUAGCCAGUAUUUGGUUUCUCUCGAAUUUUGAAUAUGGGGCCUUAGGGAGGAAAGAGAGGAGUUUAGAUUCUUGUGAAGAAAAAGCUCAGAUUUUGCUUCAACAUUUCAAUGUCAGCAAGAGACAGCUUCAUGCUUUUGUUUCUUUGUUCUCUGAAUCAGAUCAGAUUGCACCACUUAAAUGUACCAAAGAACCAGGGCCUGAAAUAUCAAUGACCACUGGUAUUGCAUGUGCUUUGGAGGUACUGUGUAUGAAAAAGCAGGAGUUUCAACCGCAAGGCAGAUGGGCUGCUGCUGAAGACGUACAACCUAAUGACCAAUGCCCAGCUCAAGAGGAGAACUUGCCAAGGAAGCUUGAACAAUCAUUGCGAGAUGAAUUGAACUUCUUGCAAACAAGGGAAGUAAGGGACUGUGCAGAAGAUCAUUGUAGUAUUUUGUCUUUUGGUUUGGUAGAAGUAAGUUGUUGGGUCCUCGUUGCAAUGUUUAUGAGCUGCAUAUUGUCUGGCCUCCAUCUGAAAUUCUGGAGGAAGAAAAAGCCGAAGCUAGUUCAUUCGGAGCCAGUGCCUCAGCAGCGACAGCAACUGCUGGUGAUCAAGCAGCAGCAGCUAUCCCAUAGUCCUCCUAAAGGUGCUGGAAAGUGGAGAAAGAAGCUUCUUAUAAUUUUUGUCCUGGUGGGGAUUGUCACCUCUAUCUGGUUGUUUUGGCAUUUGAAUGAAAAAAUUGUGCUGAGAAGGGAAGAGACGCUUGCCAACAUGUGUGAUGAGCGAGCACGGAUGUUGCAGGAUCAGUUUAAUGUGAGUAUGAACCAUGUUCAUGCCUUAGCUAUUCUUGUAUCCACCUUUCACCAUGGGAAAGAUCCCUCUGCAAUUGAUCAGAGUACAUUUAGUGAAUAUACUGAGAGAACAUCUUUUGAGCGGCCACUUACUAGUGGAGUUGCAUAUGCUUUGAAAGUUCUACAUUCAGAGAGGGAGCAAUUUGAGAAGCAGCAUGGAUGGACAAUAAAGAAAAUGGAGACUGACGACCAGACUCUCGUGCAAGAUUGUAUUCCAGAACAGUUGGAUCCUGCACCCAUGCAAGAUGAAUAUGCACCAGUGAUAUUUUCCCAAGAAACUGUCUCUCAUAUUGUUUCUAUUGACAUGAUGUCUGGAAAGGAAGACCGUGAGAACAUCUUGCGAGCAAGGGCAUCUGGAAAGGGAGUAUUGACUUCUCCUUUUAAGCUUUUGAAAUCCAACCAUGUGGGUGUUGUACUCACUUUUGCUGUUUAUAAAUCUGAUCUCCCACUAGAAGCUACACCACAACAACGAAUUGAAGCUACUGUCGGGUAUCUCGGAGCAUCUUAUGAUAUGCCAUCACUGGUUGAGAAACUUCUGCACCAACUUGCCAGCAAGCAAACAAUAGUUGUUAAUGUUUAUGACACAACUAAUCCAUCUGCUCCAAUUGUUAUGUAUGGCACUGAUAUUACUGAUACUGGCCUCUUGCACAUCAGUGACCUUGACUUUGGAGAUCCAUUACGGAAGCAUAAAAUGCAUUGCAGAUUCAAGCAAAAACCUGGUUUACCUUGGACAGCAAUAAAUGCAUCAGUUGGGGUCCUAGUUAUUACUCUUCUUGUUGGCCAUAUCUUUCAUGCAGCCAUAAGCAGAAUUGCAAAAGUGGAGGAGGAUUAUCGUGAGAUGAUGGAGCUCAAAGUUCGUGCUGAAGCUGCAGAUGUGGCAAAAUCUCAGUUUCUUGCAACUGUCUCCCAUGAAAUCAGGACCCCGAUGAAUGGAGUUUUAGGUAUGUUACAAAUGCUAAUGGAUACGGAUCUUGAUGAUAACCAAAUGGACUAUGCCAAGACUGCUCAUGAUAAUGGGAAAGAUCUAAUUUCAUUGAUAAAUGGGGUCCUUGAUCAGGCUAAGAUAGAAUCUGGCAGGCUGGAGUUGGAAGCUGUUCCUUUUGAUUUGCAUUCGGUACUUGACAAUGUUGUAUCACUUUCUUCAAGUAGGUGCAAUGAAAAAGGGAUUGAGUUGGCCAUUUAUGUCUCGAAUCAAGUUCCUGAAGUUCUUAUUGGUGACCCUGGACGGUUCCGGCAGAUAAUUACUAAUCUCGUUGGAAAUUCAGUAAAGUUCACACGUGAAAAAGGGCAUGUAUUUGUCACAGUUCAUCUGGCAGAUGAAGUAAGAAGCCAAGUUGAUGUCAGGGAUGCUGUGCUGAAGCAAAGCUUCAAUUUAGUUGAAAACUUGUCAAAUGAAAUUCAUAAUUCAUUGAGUGGGUGUCCUGUGGUUGACAGAUGGAAAAGUUGGGCAAAAUUUAAGACGUUACACAGUGUAGAUACAAUUGAGGCACCUGAAAUGAUUAGAUUACUAGUUUCGGUUGAGGAUACAGGUGUGGGAAUACCACUGGAGGCACAAAGCCGCAUCUUCAUGCCUUUUAUGCAGGCUGAUAGUUCCACUUCACGAACAUAUGGUGGGACUGGAAUAGGAUUGAGCAUCAGCAAAUGCCUUGUGGAUCUCAUGGGUGGGGAGAUUGAUUUUGUUAGUGAACCUGGCACUGGCAGUAUCUUCUCAUUUACUGCUUCUUUCAAAAAAGGAGAUGUGAGUUCUCAGGAUACGAAGUGGCAGCCAUAUGAUCCUACUAUUUUGGAGUACCGAGGGUGGAGAGCAUUGGUAAUUGAUAAAAGAAGUAUCCGAGCUGAGGUCACUAGGUAUCAUCUUCAGAGAUUGGGAAUAUCUGUGGAUGUAGCUUCCAGUCUGGAAUCUGCAUGUUCUUAUGUAUCUGGAGGUCAUUACACAAGUGUUCAAGAAGAUUUGGCUAUGGUCCUUAUUGACAAAGAUGUUUGGCAUAAGGAAACAGGCAUUGCUUUACAUCGUCUUUUGAGAGAAUCAAAGAACAAUUAUGUGACAGAAAUCCAAAUAAACCUUCCCAAGAUUUUCGUGUUGGCUACCACCAUCACCGCUGAUGAACGCCGUGAACUCUCAUCAGCUGGUUUUGUAGAUAAUGUAAUUAUGAAGCCUCUCAGAUUAAGUGUUUUAAUUGCUUGUUUCCAAGAAGCCUUUGGCAGUGGAAAGAAGAGUCAAGUUAGGAGGAAGAAACUGUCGACACUUCAGAAUCUACUUAGUGGAAAAAGAAUUUUGGUGGUAGAUGACAAUAAAGUGAACAGAAGAGUGGCAGAAGGAGCUUUAAAGAAAUAUGGAGCAAUUGUUACUUGUGUGGAGAGUGGCAAGGAUGCUUUGGAACUGCUAAAACCACCACACACAUUUGAUGCAUGCUUUAUGGAUCGCCAUAUGCCGGAAAUGGAUGGUUUUGAAGCUACCCGGCAAAUUCGGUCUUUGGAGAAGCAGUUCAAUGAGCAAAUUGCAUCUGGGGAAGUAUUGAUGGAGAUGUUUGGAAAUGCAGCAUAUUGGCACACUCCAAUAUUGGCAAUGACAGCAGAUGUGAUUCAGGCAACAAGUGAAGAAUGCAUGAAGUGUGGGAUGGAUGAUUUUGUGGCAAAGCCAUUCGAAGAAGAGAAGCUGUACAAUGCUGUGGCUCGUUUUUUUGGGUCUAGUUCAUAGAGUCAGAUGUCAGUUAUUGCUCAUCUGUCCUUCAGCCAGCAUUUUUAUUUAUGCUGAAUUUACAUUGACCCCAAAGCCUGCGGUUGGCUGACUAACAACAAGCCCUGCGUCUACGAAGAUCGCAGAUAGAGUGAUCCACAACACAUUUUUGCAUCUUUCCUGCUCUGGAAUCCAAGACUGAAGAUGGCUAUGUUCAAGACCUGGGAAGUAAAAGCAAAAUCCUAGAGGCCAGUUUGUUGCACUGUACCAUCUGAUCAAUUGAAAAAGACAAUGACUGACACGGCUGGCUUUCUGACUCUAACUAAUUCUCCCUGAGGCUCUGUUAUUUUUAUUUUACUGUGUUCAUUCUUCAGAGAGUAGGCAGAUGAUAAACUGUUAGAAGUGAAUAUUACUUGAAUGUUUGCACAAUUUGCUGACUGUGAAGAAUGUGGCAUAUGGCAGUUGCAACCCUGUAACGAUCUUAUCUUCAAAACUUCUAUUCCUGAGAAGGAUCAAAAUAAAUAAAAGAAGAUGGUCCAGAGAAAGGCUGCAAAAUAGUUUCUGAACAUAAAGGGGGAUGCCGUUUAUGUAAAACUUAAUGAUUGGAAAAUGUACCCAUAGCUUGUUCUUAGUUGAAAAAUGUAAAUUUUUUAUUCACUUGUUCAUUUACAUGUAAAUCAAGGUUGCAUCUCCUUGUAAGUAAAUGUGUAAGGAAGGUUUGGUUUGUUGUAACUAUAGUUUUGUUGACCGUAAAUAAAUUGCAGCAUAUUAUAGUUUUUAUAUAUAUACAGAUAAGAAGUUGCUCUCA